This is a messenger RNA of Triticum turgidum subsp. durum (durum wheat), 834 nucleotides long. The record is from the annotation of a GenBank genome assembly. Lineage: Eukaryota; Viridiplantae; Streptophyta; Magnoliopsida; Poales; Poaceae.
AUGGCCGAGUCGGCCGUCAGCGCGGUGGUCGGCAACGUGAGUACCCUUGCGCUUCAGGAGACCACGUUGCUGUGUGGCGUCAGCACUGAAGUGGAGUUCCUGAAAGAUGAGCUCAAGCGGCUGCAAGGCUUCCUUAGGGACGCCGACAGCAAACGAAGGAUGGGAGUUUCGGGUGUUGCUGUCUUGGUGAGCCAGAUCAGAGACGCGGCGUAUGAGGCUGAGAAUGUCAUCGAAGCUGCAGACCACAUGCACAAGAGAAACAGAUUGAAGAAGGGAUUCAUGGGCGCCAUUGCAAGGUAUGCUCGUCUACCAAGUGAUUUAAGUACCCUUCACAAAGUUGGUGUCGAGAUCAAACGUGUAAGAAGGAAGAUAUCUGAGAUAUUUGAGAGUGCAAACCGUUUGAAAAUAAUUGAUUUGGGGAAUGGUUCAGUGGAGAAUGCUCAUGUUAAUGAUGAGUUCCAACAAGACUAUGGUCCUAUGCACCAAAGCUUUGAAUAUAUUGACCUUGUUGGUUUCGAGGAGGAAUACAACGAAAUAGUGAAAAAGUUAGUUGACACUCGAGACCAUCUUAGCCUCAGUGUUGUCUCCAUAGUUGCCAUGGGUGGGGCUGGGAAAACAACACUUGCUAGAAAAGUCUACACCUCAUCUAGAGUCAAAGAACACUUUGGGGAAAUUGCUUGGGUGACUGUAUCUCAAAAGUACAAGGGCAUUGAUUUACUAAAGGAUAUCUUCAAACAAAUAAUGGGCAGCGGAGAUGAGUCAAUUGAUAAAAUGAAUGAGUAUGAGGUGGGGAAAAAAAGAUCCAUGAUUUUCUGUUGCAAAGAAGAUACUUAG